Molecule: messenger RNA, 1972 nt
Organism: Micromonas commoda
Lineage: Eukaryota; Viridiplantae; Chlorophyta; Mamiellophyceae; Mamiellales; Mamiellaceae
Exons: 2
Coding region: 1-1797 (598 amino acids)
Source: RefSeq, a predicted model, not a curated record
AUGAAGCGGCGGGAGAGCCCCGUCAUUGACGUCAAGGACACGCAGCCUUACUGGGCCACGGUCACCACUCCCGCGACGGGCUCCAAGAACGAUGCUAACGACCCGGCGGCGUCGUCCACGAUCCGCUACCUCAUGCUGGAGGACACCGAGACGGGCGACAUCGUCUGUCCGCUCGUCUACCUCCGCGAGGUGUUCGGCCUCAACUACAGUCGCAAGACGAGCAACGACAGGACCCGGGUGAUACACGAGGUGCCGGACGGCCUGGUCCGCGCUCCGGCGAUGACCGCGCAGAACCUAAUCCAGCAGCAGCUCAUGCGCGCGCGGCAGCAGCAGGUCACGGGCAGGCCCGCGCAACCCCCAGCGGAACCCGUGCCGUGCUGGAAGCUCCCGUUCGAGAGCUCGACCGACGUCAAGCUGCAGAUCCGCGAGCUGCUCGGCGACGAGGGCUUCAGCAAAGGCCACGUCCGCCUCGUGUCCCUGCCCCUCGCGUUCAACGUCCUCUCGGAGAAGGACGAGUUCAGGGACACGGCGCUGUUCCGCGCGGUGCACCACGUGCUGAAGAACACCAGCUACAAAUGCCUUCUCCGACGACGACGACCCGCGCCGACGCCCGAUCUCGACGAGAACGGCGCGAGCGGCGGCAGGGAGGGCGCCUCGGGCGUCGCGGCGGCCGUCUCGAACGGGGCGGCGGCGACAACGACGACGGGGGACGACUUCGUUCUCGUCGACUGCGUCCCGCCGCAUCGCGCGGGCGUCACCGUCGCGGUCGAGCCGGCGAAACUGCCGAGGGAUCGGGGCAGCGGUGUCUCGCUCAGCGCUCGGAAUCGAUCGGGCGGAGACGCGUGCGCGGCGAGCGAUCGCCGCGCCGCGCUGAGGGGCCCGUGGGACAUGCAGAAGAGCUUCGAUAAGUACGUCGACUACGUCUCCCCGGACUGCAUGGCGAAGAGCGGCGGGCGGAGUGGAAGCUCGAGGGGCACCGCCGGAGAUAACGGCGAGGGCCUCCGCGGUAACUCGUUCACCGGGCCGUCGAGGUCGUUGGAGCCCUCGGCGGCGGGCAUGAUCUUGGGUUUAGGGGAGCGCGUGAUGGGGCAUAAUGGGGGCCCGAACGAGGCGAUGCGCAUGGUCAUCGACCCCAACGACGGGCGGUUCAGCAAGAUGCGGCGCGUGAGCAACACGUCGACUCCGCCCGGGGGGAGCGAGGGGGGUUGGAUCGGCAGCGACGGGCAGAUUGUCGACCCGAGGGAGAUCGUCUCGCGGCAGGGCGAGGAGAUCCACCGGCUCAAGCAGAGCAACGAGUGGCUCCAGCACGAGCUCGCCUCGGUAAAGAACGCGCUCAACGAGCUCAUCGGCGCCAUGACGGAGAAGGAGAGGAUGGACGUUCAACAGCGAAGGAAGGCGCUGGCGGGGGGAUCGUCCAACGGGGGCGACCGCGCUAACUCGUCCGCGCUGGACGCGUCCAGGAGCACGGGGACGGAUCUGCCGGUCGACGCCAACGGUUUCUACGCGGGGAACACCUCGAUGGCGGCGUCGAUGCUCGGAACGAUCGAGAGCGUGCAGGCGGCGGUGGUGGCGGCAUCGGUGGGGGCCUCGGCGGGGCACCUCGACGCGCACCACGGGUUACACGCGAAGCCCCCGCCGGGGUUGCUCCAGCCGGGCUGGGGUACGUUCGGUUCGAUGCCCGGGCCGAUGUCCGUACCCAUGCGCACGGGAAGCGGCGACCACUUCCUGCACGGGACUUCGGAUACCCUCGGGGACAUGAACCUCGAGGGAGGAGCCGACGGAUACAUGCACCAUUAGACGACGAGAGGAGGGACUGAUUCUUAUUCACCUUCGCUUGGAUUCGCGGAGGGAGGGGCGGGCGAGGAGACGCCGCCGCCGAGCCCGCGCUCAUUCUUCAGCCUAUUUAUUGCGCACCGCGCGUGUGUUGUGUUGUGUUUUGCAGAUAUAUUUAAGAUCUUAAGCAUGUCUGUCG